AUGCUUGAACACGACAACUACAUUGCUACUAUUUUGGAUGAUUAUUUCAAACGACAGCAACGAGCUCUAACGGAAAUGAUGGUACCGGGUUUUACCGUCACGGACAACCCCUUCGAGAUUGAGAUUCAAAUGUUGAUUCUAGAGUUCAUGCUGCAAGUACGACUCCCCGAGCCGUACACAAACGCACAGUCGCAAGGAUCGACAGUGCCUAUUGUAUACGUGCAGUUAUCAUAA
Messenger RNA from Cylicostephanus goldi, 234 nucleotides. The record is from the annotation of a GenBank genome assembly. Lineage: Eukaryota; Metazoa; Nematoda; Chromadorea; Rhabditida; Strongylidae.